Daucus carota subsp. sativus is the source of this 2319-nucleotide messenger RNA. Its product is annotated as protein INVOLVED IN DE NOVO 2. The record is from RefSeq and is a predicted model, not a curated record. NCBI's taxonomy places the organism in Eukaryota, Viridiplantae, Streptophyta, Magnoliopsida, Apiales, Apiaceae. The transcript is spliced from 7 exons. Bases 148 to 2052 code for a protein of 634 amino acids. Gene Ontology annotation, biological process: gene silencing by siRNA-directed DNA methylation.
AAUAAUACUUCUAUACACAGUAUAUAUACAAGUAGGUACGAGGGGUUGUAAAAAUAGAGGCUCACUGCCGCAUCACUGCAGUCUCUCCACUCAGUUUCUCUCAUUUCCACCCAAAUUAAAACCCUAAAACCCUAAUUCAAUUCUGCUAUGAGUAGUUCUGGGGAGGAUACGGACAUAAGUGAUACUGAAAUUGAGGAGUAUCAAGAAAAAUCCUAUGAAGAGCUGAAAAACGGGGAGAAAUGUGUGAAAACAUCAGAUACCACUUUUGCUUGCCCUUAUUGUCCAAGUAAAAAAAGGAAGCGAGAUUAUCAGUACAGGGAACUGUUACAACAUGCUGGCGGCGUGGGCAAAGGCAGUUCAAAGCGAACUGCAAGAGACAAGGCAAACCAUCUUGGAUUAGCUAAAUACUUGGAAAUUGAUAUGACCGAUGCUUCUGGUCCAUCUCAGGCUUUGGCGAAGGUUGAUAGUCCUGCAGAGUAUGAUGGUGACGAGGUUUUUGUCUGGCCAUGGCUGGGAAUUGUUGUUAACAUUCCAACUGAAUUUAAGGAUGGACGGUAUAUUGGAGGAAGUGGUUCUAAGCUAAGAGACCAACUAGCCGCCAGAGGUUUUAAUCCCACGCGAGUUUCACCUUUGUGGAACUAUAGGGGUCACUCUGGCACUGCUGUGGUUGAAUUUAAUAAGGAUUGGUCUGGGUUUACCAAUGCCAUGGCAUUUGAAAAGGCUUAUGAUGCUGAUCAACAUGGAAAGAAAGACUGGAAAGCAAAAGGCCAGAAGUCUGGUAUAUAUGGAUGGGUUGCUCGUGCUGAUGAUUACAAGCAAGGUGGCAUUAUUGCGGAUCAUCUGCGUAAGAUUGGAGAUCUUAGGACUAUAUCGGAAAUUUUGGAAGACGAAGCUAACAGGACUAGUAAACUUGUAUUAAACUUGGCAAAUGUGAUUGAGGUUAAGCAGAAGCAUUAUGAAGAGAUGCAAACCAAGUAUGCUGAGACCACCAACUCUUUGAACAAGUUAAUUGAAGAAAAAGAUAAACUUAAUCAAUCAUAUAACGAAGAGCUAAGGAAAAUUCAGGAUAACGCUCGGCAACAUUUCCAGAAAAUAUUUAAGGAGCAUGAAAAGAAUAAGCAGCUAUUAGAAACUCAAAAGAGAGAACUCGAAACGCGUGGUCAAGAAUUGGAGAAACGUGAGACCCAAAAUGAAUAUGAAAGAAAAAAGCUCGCUGAAGAUAUUGAAGAGAAUUCAGUUAGAAAUAGUUCCUUGCAACUGGCAGCUGAUGCGCAAAAGAGGGUUGACGAAAGUGUCAUGAAAUUGGCAGCAAAUCAUAAGGCACAAAAAGAAGAUUUGGACCGCAGGGUACUGCAACUGCAAACACAGCUGGAUGCAAAACAAGCUGUUCAGCUAGAAAUUGAGCAACUCAGAGGAAAUUUAAAUGUAGUAAAGCACAUGGUGGGAGACGAUGGGGAUUUGGAAGUUCUUAGGAAGGUGGAAGAUAUACACAAAUCCUUAAGAGAAAAAGAAGGAGAAUAUGAAGAUCUACAAGCGUUGAACCAAGCUUUAAUUAUCAAAGAACGGAAAAGCAAUGACGAGCUGCAGGAAGCUCGUAAGGAAUUGGUUACUGCAUUAUCAGAUAUAUCAAAAAAUUCUCAUAUUUCUGUGAAGAGAAUGGGUGAGCUGGAUCCCAAACCUUUCCUGGAAGCAAUGAAGCGAAAAUACAGUGAAGAAGAAGCAGAAGACAGAGCUUCUGACCUGUGCUCUAUGUGGGCGGAACACCUCCGAGAUCCUGAUUGGCAUCCAUUAAGAGUAAUCGAAGUAGAUGGGAAGCAUAAGGAAAUAAUUGAUGAGCAAGAUGAAAGAUUAAAAAGCUUGAAGAAAGAACUUGGCGAGGACGCGUACAAUGCAGUGACUGCAGCUCUAAGAGAGGUAAACGAGUACAACCCAAGCGGAAGAUACAUCACGUCGGAAGUGUGGAACUACAAAGAGGGUAGAAAAGCUACUUUGGAAGAGGGAGUUAAUUUCUUACUUAAAUUAUGGAAAGAUCGGAUGGAAAAAGGGCUUUAAAAUUGAUUGUCCUUUACGGGGCACCUGUGCUUCGUGGAAGAAGUUUAAUCUCUGGAUGUGUAUAACUAUCUACCGGUGAAUGAUCCGGGCAUCACUAUGAUGUAUGGAUCAUGCUUAUGUACUCUGUUUCGAACUUGGUAACUAUGUGAGUGUUGGUUUGCUUGUUUGUGUAUGGGUGUGCUCUGUUAGUCUAUUUGGAAGAGCAGGAUACAAUAUCAAGCUGAGUAAAAUUUAGCUGAAAUGAUAAUAUGCUUGAUGAGUUUGCAA